CAUAGUUGUUCUUAUUCGAUUAUUCUAAUGGCCCAUUGUUCUAUGAUUUGACGUUAAGAAAAAAUUUAUUAUAGUACAUAUGUGAAGUAUAUUUAUUUUUUUGUGAUUUGUGUAUAAUGCUAAGUAUAAGUAAGAAAAUAAAUGGAAAAGCAAGAUGGGAUGAAACUUGGACACUAGAAAAUGUAUCUCUUAUAAAGGAACUUGCUUCCGAGCAGUAUGCCUCGCCUGAAUCAUUUUUGUCAACGCUCAAAAAUGAAAUUAAAAUAAUAUUACGACAGAGGCAAACAAAAUGCAUAGUCCUCCUGUUGGUUUUUAACUUGGCAUCGUUUAUACUACUGUUGAUGUGGUGUUCAAGUACCCAAAGUUUAGCUCUGCAGGCAUACUCGUACACAGUUGGAUUUAAUCUGUUGAGUUUACUUACGUGCAUACUUUCCGUGUGGGUUGGAAACCAGAAAUGUACAGCUGUCUUCACGUUCGGCUACGAGAGGUUUGAAGUGCUGGCAGUGUUUGCCAGCACUGUGCUAGCACAGCUUGGUUCUCUAUUCAUCAUCAAGGAGAGCGUUAAAAGGCUUGUACUGGACCAACCUGAUGUGCAUAUUGGUCGUUUGAUGUUCGGUGCUGGCCUGGCCUUCCUGUGUCAUGUUGUCGUAACGUACGGAUGCAAGAACAGUGCACUAGACCACGUUAUUGCAGCAUCUUCAUCGAGUUGGCUUCAAGAGCAUGUGUCUGACAUCAGCCAAACCGUGUGUUCUGUGCUGCCGGUGCUGAGCACCUUGCUGCUCCCCAGAGUAAACCCCAUGGUGCUGAUCGCCUCUGCAGGGGCCGUGGCGCUGUGCAUCACCGACUUGCUCAUACAAUUCAGGAACUAUUUUAUAGUGGACACUCUAGCUGCAAUGUGCAUUUCAUCCAUGAUGUGUGCCACGAUGUUGCCAAUGAGUGUAUACAGUGGAAAAAUACUCCUGCAGACUACACCGUCCCAUAUUGUAAGUCAGCUUGAUAAGUGUCUUAGAGAGACACUGACCAUUGAUGGUGUUCUUGAAUUCAGAAACGAACAUUUCUGGAUGCUGUCUUUUGGAAAAAUGGUAUGACAUUUUCAAUUUUUUUAUGCAUGAAACUUUUGAUUGUGAACAUUAAUACAAUGGUUGUGACUGAGAGUGUAAAUUUUUUUUUUUGUGCAGGCUGGUUCUUUACAAGUUCGCGUGCGACGUGACGCCAACGAACAGGUGGUCCUCGCUCAUGUCGUGGACCGCUUGUCGAACCUUGUAUCAGUUCUUACCGUUCAGGUGUUCAAGGAUGAGUGGACAUAUCGUCAAGGUAUCAUUCCUCAGCCGACAGCAACUUCGUUGGCCUCAAGUUCCACCACGGAGCCAUUGUUAAAGAAGUCGGUGGCUUCGAACAACGUGGCUCCUGUGCCAAGCUACCAGCAGUCCCUCGAACCACCAGUACCUUCACACGCAACAGUGUCGCUUAGUUUGUCACCGUCUGUGACGAACAGUGUGCACACUCACGCUUCUUCAUUUGGACAUCAGCAACCCAGACCUCAGCUGCCUGUCAGCCGACAGAGCCCACUCGCUUUGGCCACGAGUCCAGGCUUUCAGUCAUUCCACAACCACAGUUCUCACAGAAAUUAUAGCCCAGACUCACACAGGUGGAACAAUCCGUACGAUCCUGUUCAUUCUACGACAUUCCCACAGGACCACAGAAAUAAUCUUCUUAUUUCUGGAACUCGGACUUUGGAUGCCGAAAAGUUUUUCUACCAACCUCGUUGAUAAUUCAAGUGUAGUGAACAAUAUCAUUAAAUUUAAUAACACUUGGAUGUGCUCAUCUGCUCGUAAUUCUUUCUUUAUAUGGAACUUUACAAUUUGUGUUAUAUAAUUCUCUGUGCAGAUAUGACUCAGAGGAACAUUUUUGACAACACUUGUUGUGUGUUUACACUGUUAACAUCAAGCAAUUUGUUAGGAAGUUAUGGGUUAGUUGUAUGAUGUUGUAAAUAAAAGUUACAUUUUACACUUGGAUGCUCUGUAGUAUAUGUUGAUAAGAAUAAAUUCAAAGUGAUUUUGAUAGCAUGUAUAUUAAGAGAAAGUUUUGUAAGUGAUACAGAGUGUAUUUAUUUUACGUGUGUUGAUUCUUUUUAAAUAUAAUAUCAAAAUAAA
Bacillus rossius redtenbacheri is the source of this 2153-nucleotide messenger RNA. RefSeq names its product zinc transporter 6-like. Gene Ontology annotation, cellular component: Golgi apparatus; membrane. The record is from RefSeq and is a predicted model, not a curated record. Gene Ontology annotation, molecular function: monoatomic cation transmembrane transporter activity. Gene Ontology annotation, biological process: transmembrane transport; zinc ion transport. The transcript has 9 exons. Lineage: Eukaryota; Metazoa; Arthropoda; Insecta; Phasmatodea; Bacillidae. The coding region runs from base 117 to 1088 and encodes 323 amino acids.